Molecule: messenger RNA, 801 nt
Organism: Vigna radiata var. radiata (mung bean)
Lineage: Eukaryota; Viridiplantae; Streptophyta; Magnoliopsida; Fabales; Fabaceae
Product: oral cancer-overexpressed protein 1-like
Exons: 2
Coding region: 156-572 (138 amino acids)
Source: RefSeq, a predicted model, not a curated record
UUGACUGUUAAAAUUUAAUGUGGCAUAAUAACUGAACAUAAUUUGAUCUUGCCCAAACCAAACCCUAGUUCUCAUUUCUUCUCUCUUCAGCCAGUGGAAUCUGCAGAGCAGCAAUCACCAGCAGUUUUGUAGCAUUUGUUUUGUUGGGGCAGACCAUGGAUGACUUGUUUGAUUCUUCGUUGAACUUGGAGGACACCCAUUACAAGGAAGGCUACGAUGAAGGCCACAGUCACGGCCUUGUCGCUGGCAAGGAAGAAGCCAGACAGGUUGGCCUCAAGGUUGGUUUUGAGAUUGGAGAGGAGCUUGGUUUCUAUAGGGGUUGUGUUGACAUAUGGACUUCGGCACUUCGGCUUGAUCCGACUUGUUUCUCUCCACGAGCCAAAACAAUUAUUAGCCAGAUGGAGGAGUUGAUUGAGAAAUACCCUCUCAUGGAUCCGGAAAAUGUACAAGUGCAAGAGAUCAUGGAUAGCCUCAGGCUCAAGUUCAAGAUGGUUUGUUCUUCUUUGCAUGUCAAACUUGAGUAUAGUGGCUAUCCAAAGUCUUCUACAGAGGCCAAUGAUAUUCAGUUUUGAGCUGCUUAUGAUAUUUUCAGUCAUCUAGAGAUACCAGUGUGUAGAGAUACACUUAGCUGGGUAAGUUGAUGAACAAAUUGCAUAUUAUCAUUUCUAUAAACAGUCGUAUGAGUCAAUGUAUUAGAUAGUUAUUUUAUAUUAAAAAUGGUAAUGUAUACCUUGCUUAUGAACAUAAUCUUGAUAAGUUUUGUAGAGAAUGUUAUUCAAGAAUGACAGCUUUCUUUUGCUA